Bemisia tabaci is the source of this 4652-nucleotide messenger RNA. RefSeq lists its product as uncharacterized. The record is from RefSeq and is a predicted model, not a curated record. NCBI's taxonomy places the organism in Eukaryota, Metazoa, Arthropoda, Insecta, Hemiptera, Aleyrodidae.
AAUGGAGUAACGCUGUCCGGGCCUUUAUCGGAAGAAGUUUCUUUUAAUCACUAUUUAUAAUUCUCUUCUACUUUUGACUGAACUUUUCGAAUACUUGUUCUUCCUCACACAUUAAUUAUCUUUCCUCAAUUUACGAAACCAUCCUAAACUCCUAAACUCUGAGAACUGGAUCGGUUUUACCAACUCUGAUGAUUGUGAAACUUGGUGCACAAGCCAUCUCUAAAACUUAACUACAUUACGCUAGUUUGAGAAUUUGACGAUUCUUCAGUCUUUGAAGAGGUAUCAACAUUUGAUCCUGAACUUGCUCAGGGAAUGAAAUGACAAUGGAAUCUCCAACAGUCACAGAAACGCCCGAGACUAGCAAUACUGAAAAUCUGACCAAGACCAGCAAUACUGAGAGUCUGACUGAGACUAGCAAUACUGAAAGUCCCACCGAACCUACAAACACUGGAAGUCUCACUGAAACUGCGAACACUGAAAGUAACAUGGAAAGUCUAACCAAGACUAGCAACACUGAAUGUCCGGCCGAGACUAGCGACUCUGAAAGUCCGGUCAAGACUAGCAACACUGAAUGUCCGGCUGAGGCUAGCGACACUGGAAGUCCGGCCAAGACUAGCAACACGGAAAGUCCAGCCAAGACUAGCAACACUGAAAGUCCAGCUAAGACUAGCAACACUGAAAGUCCAGCCAAGACGAGCAACACUGAAAGUCUAGCAAAGCCCAACAACACUGAAAGUCCGGCUGAGGCUAGCGACAUUGAAAGUCCGGCCAAGACUAGCAACACUGAAAGUCCAGCCAAGACUAGCAACACUGAAUGUGUGUCCAAGACUAGCAACACUGAAAGUCCUGCUAAGUCUAGCAACACUGAAUGUCCGGCUGAGGCUAGCGACACUGGAAGUCCGGCCAAGACUAGCAACACGGAAAGUCCAGCCAAGACUAGCAACACUGAAAGUCCAGCCAAGACUAGCAACACGGAAAGUCCAGCCAAGACUAGCAACACUGAAAGUCCAGCUAAGACUAGCAACACUGAAAGUCCAGCCAAGACUAGCAACACUGGAAGUCCGACCAUUAGUACACGGAAGAGUCCCCGUAGUAAACCGUCUCCCGCUAAUAAGGAAGCAGCCAAUGGGGCUGUAUCAUCAUCUUCGGUGCGCAAAAAUCUCUCCAAAGCAGGAGAGGUUUCCUCUGUAAAUGUCAACAUCAAGCUAGAAAACAACGAAGAGGAAGCUCCUGCACAAUUUGAAAGGCACUUUAUCAAAGUAGAAGCUGCAGCUGAAUGUUCCGACUACGAAGAAAAUGUUGAAGCUGAUGAUGCUCAAGAGACUGUUAGUGAAGAGGUCAAUCAAGAAGGUGAGUCAUUUCAACAAAGCAUAUUUAUCAAGCGUGAUUCAGAGUUAAAAACAAGAGAAACUAGCAAAAGGAGCAGAGGAAAAAAUACAGCUGCGGGUAAAGCUAGUGAGACUGGAGCAAGCACCAGAAAUGAUGUAUUAGAGGACUGGGAUGAAGAGAGUAUUACGUCCGUCCAUUCUGACGAUUGUGAAGUCCUCCAUGAAGACAUUCCAGUCAAAAGAGCUAGGAAAGCUGCGCCAAAAUCAGUUCCCAAGAAAGGCAAUGCCUCUAAGGGCAAAUUGAAGCGAAAGAAAGAGCCAGCCAAAGCUGUGACCAAAAAAUUGAAAACAUCCGCUGUUGCCGGAAGUAGCGGCAUCAAAGCCUCGGGAGGAUCUGCUUCCGCUGGUCUUGCUGGCCUGAGAAAUAUAAUUGGUUCCAAUUUCAAGAAAUUGAACCUCACCGUUAAUGAACCAUAUGAUAUGAAGAAUGAAAUUGGAUUAAGCUAUAAACUUGAAGAUCCAUCAAUGGACACAGCUGCCAGUAAUCAGAAUGCUGACGGAAGUUUUGAGUGUCCCAAAUGUGGAGCCAACUUCAAGUGGAAAACUACCUUGAAAUUUCACAUGUUCAAUCAUUUGGAAGACAAAGCCUUGGAAUGUAAUGUCUGCUUUAAGUUGUUCCUUUCACCUGCGUACCUCCACGAGCACAAGAAAGUGCAUCUAUUCGAGAACCAAGACAGGAAUUUCAACUGUCAAGAUUGUAGUGGUCAGUUCGAAUCAGAAGCAAGUCUAGCGACCCAUAGAGUAAGCCAUGCGAAAUUAGACACACAGCAUUAUGUUUGCAAUGUAUGCAAAGAAAAAUUUGCAAGUUUGUUCAGCUUGAAUUCACACAAAGCCAAGCAUUCGUCUGCUAUUAAAUAUGAGUGUAAGCCUUGUGAUCUCAGAUUCAAAACUUUAAAAACAUUGACAAAGCACAUUGCUACUCAUAAUGUGGAGGUCAAGAUCACAGAAAAUCAGUAAUUGUUAAAUGUCUCCCCUUUUACAUUGCCUAUAGGUAAAUCGAAUGACUUCCCAUAGUUGUAACAUCUGAGUAAUAUUUUUUAUGUUUUUUCUGCCUUUUCUGUUAGUAUUGGUGGAAACUAAGUUAAAAUAAAAUCAAUUCUGGUUUGUGCAACUCACAACCCAAUUGAUAUGUUUUACUUCCAAAAAUGAGGAAACUUCAUUCAUAAUUUUGCAAUGAAGACUCCCAGCAUUUUUAAAUUUUACCUCCUAAGAAUUUUUUUAUCUACAGAACACCAAGUUUUUUUAAAGGUUGUCCAAUUUUCCUAUGGCUUCAAUAUCACUGCCUCCGAAAAAUUCAAAGCUUUGUAAAUUAUUUUGUAAACAAAUGAAGGGUAAUCGUAUUUAAUUUUUAGGGUUAAGUUGUUUCAUUACUUUGAUAUCUGUAAAGAAUUUUAUGUAUAAACUUUCUUCCCAAGAAGAGCUUGACGAGUUUUCUCUCAUACUUGUCGUUCUUUAAAGAAAAUUGUUGUAGUUAUUUUUAAUCGUCUUACAUAGAUAAACUCAAGUUUAGAUAAUAAGAAAAUUCGAAAAUUCAAGUUUCAUGUGAUCCUACAAAUCAUCAUCUUCGGAAUUUGGAAGUUGCAUCAGUUAAAGUAUUGAACUGCUGUUUUCAAAAUUAGAUUGUCAUACCUUACCUGUCUCCGCGAGUUAACAUAGUGCCCAAUAGUGUUUUUCCUUCAUUUUCUGACAUGAGAAACAAUUUUGGAUUUUUCAACACAGCUAAAUAGAGAGUUAUUUUUAUUUUUAUUUGUUUACACACAUCCGAAAAUCAUGUGCUAAGUGGCUCUAAAACCACUUGCACACUUGCCACUUACUGGGUAAACCCUCAAGUCCUCAGAGCUCCCAGUCCAAGGUACAACUUUUCCUUGGAUCAUAAGUUUUUACUGUAAAAAAUACCGUAAACAUUAAUUUUAACAUGAACUAAAUCUCCCAAUCAGCCUAAAAAUUUGAAAUUUUUCUGUUUGUCCUAAACUAUCUGCAACUGUGAAAGCUUCAAUUCAGUGAAAGAAUCAGUCGAUACUUUCAGGUGCUUAAAAAUUUGAAUGGGCCAUCCUUUAUUUGAAUUUCCUUAGUUUUCGGAUGCAUCUCACUCAAAUGUAUCGUUAAUAUAUCAACCCUUUGUAAUUCACUAUUUGAAUUCUUAUAGAUAUUACCUACUUUUGAGUACUGUUAGAGGAAAUGUCUUAGGACAGUUCUUGCGCGAAAGUCUUCAAUAAUGUAAAUUGGUUUAAUUUACCAAUUAUUUUCAGUAAAUGAUUACAAAAGAACCACCUAUUAUUUUGCCUUCUGCUAUUAUGAUUUUUUUAUUUCACAAUCAGAUUUGAUUGAAUGAUGCAAAAAUGUCGAUAAGCAUGUACAUAUUAGGAGUUGGGAGUCAUCAAAUGUUUUAAGUUAAUAUAUUUUAUUUUUAUUUUCUUUACCUACUUGUUAUACAUUUUGUAAUUUAGUCUCUAAAAUGGGCUCAAGUUGUCAGAUAUUAACGAUUUAACUGUAAACUGAUCAUGCUGUAUGCAUUAUUGCAAAGAUGUACAAACUACAUACAUAUUUUGCUGCAUAAGUGCACCCUCUCUAAUUGUAAGAUCAUCUUUAAAUCACAGUGAAUUUAACUUUCAUUUUUCAUUUGUCAUUCUGGAGAAUAGUUUCAGCAAGUUCGCAAAUACUAAUCUUUCUAAUGCAAUUGCAAAGCACUUACAGAAAAGAUGUUUGGGAAGUUAUCAAAAUGUGUAUUAUCGAAUUUAAGUUUUUCAGUGUAAAUUCUUUUAACUUCAAAGUAUCUAAGGUUCGGAUGAAGAGGUACCCAAGAAUUUCCUUAUUCGGUCUUAUUACAGUCUUUAUAGACAGAAAUUUUUAGAGGCUUCAUUUUAAAGAGUUGAUGUUAUUUAUCAUUUGUAACAGAGGCCUAGACGUGACCAAAUGAAAAUCAUCCUUGUUGUAAUAUCCAUCAGUGUGUGUCUAACUGAAAAGUUGAAAACCACAGGAAGUUUCUCUGUUUUCCUUGGUCGUUUGCAUACUCAGUUAGGACCUAACAUUGUAAAUAUUAUGAAUUCCUAGGUAUCCUUUGUUAAUUCACAUGUAUUAAUAAUUAGUAUUGGUACUUGGAUAGUUGGCACUGACAAUCUUUUGUUUACAGUAAUUGACACCUCAAAAGAUUACCCAUUUUUGAUUAAUUAGGUAUUAUUCAUAAUUUGGUUUAUGUGCCUUAUUUAUGAUCAACUUGUUUUCAUGCCAGAUCAAUUUUAUUUUAAUAUAAACCCAUAAACUUCA